Cloeon dipterum is the source of this 857-nucleotide messenger RNA. RefSeq lists its product as uncharacterized. The record is from RefSeq and is a predicted model, not a curated record. NCBI's taxonomy places the organism in Eukaryota, Metazoa, Arthropoda, Insecta, Ephemeroptera, Baetidae. The coding region runs from base 9 to 410 and encodes 133 amino acids. The transcript is spliced from 6 exons.
GCGAGACGAUGUACAUCAAGGCUCUGUCCGGUCUGUUCGUGUGCUGCACACUUCUCUCGGCUGCCGAGAGUGGAGUGGUCAUCACCGACGCUGCUCCGACGGAGUUCCCUAACAUUGUCAAGAUAAUGUUUCAAGAUAGUGCUCUUAAAAAGUUUGUACCAGGUGUGUUUGUCAGCGCAAAAUAUGUCCUUACAUUCCUCAGCACACAGAGUUCGCUAACCAAGGAUUCAUUCCAAGUCACCGACCAGUUGGGUGCCGUUCACACCGUGGGAGCUUUGGGAGAUCAAUCUGUAGCAUAUUUCCGUUACAUGAAAAUUUGCACAGCAUUCAAAGGAACUCCUUUGAACAUGAGCGAAUCCAGUUUCGACGCGUUGGCGUCCUCUAUUGACGCUCAAAUGUUUUUUUUUUGACACAACCUCUUACACCCUGAAAAAGGUGAGCGUCAGUCUGCUUGAUAACACCACGUGCCAAGCGAAAGCAUCAGCAGUUGGCCUCAAUGCCGCCAGCUACAUCUGCAUGUCGUCAGCUAUCACCGCGAACUUUUGUCUGGAUACGUAUACAGAUGACCCGACAAGCUCGACUUACUAUACAUCAUCGGUGGUAGCAAUUGGGGGCCAAGUCAACGGCUUUCUUUACCUUUCCAAUUGCGAUGGAAACAAUUUGGAUGCAAAUGCACCUUAUGUGUACCAUAGAAAAAUAAGCUACUAUCGUCAAGACAUAAUUAAUAUGAUCCCAACUGUGGACAUCGUUUGAUUUGUUUUCCCCAUUCUUCGUUGCUGUUUAUUCAACAGUAUCAACACGAAAAUUUGAUUUCCAGUGUGCUUUAUCAAUGUGAAAAUAAAUCGGGUUGCAAUCAU